Molecule: messenger RNA, 1359 nt
Organism: Loxodonta africana (African savanna elephant)
Lineage: Eukaryota; Metazoa; Chordata; Mammalia; Proboscidea; Elephantidae
Gene: LRRC74B
Product: leucine rich repeat containing 74B
Exons: 9
Coding region: 1-1359 (452 amino acids)
Molecular function (GO): protein binding
Source: RefSeq, a predicted model, not a curated record
AUGGCUGGGGCACCCUGCGAGAUAUCUGGGGAGAACGAAGGGCCGGAGGAAGAGGCGGGGGCGGCCUCUGGGCCUCUCGGAGGGGUCCAGGAGGCCGCGGAGGUUGUGGACACGGAUUCGGAUUCUGACCUGGAGAUGGAAGGUGCCCCUGAACAGGGUGAGCUAGGCCUGGCUCCUCACCUUGGGGGCUACUCCCGCGGGGGUCUGGGGAGAAAACUGGGGCUGGAGUGGGCAGGGACCCCUGUCCAGCAGGGAGCUCACCCCUCAGCCGGUUGCCCCCUAGCCCGGUGCCCUCCCCCAUCUUCCUGGAGCUUCAGGAGUCCACCACUGGAGCACACUUCCAAAAUGCAAAAACUCUUUGGAACAGUGGCCUUCAGCAUCGUGCCUGCCUCCUGCUUUCAGCGCCAAGGGAGCGCCUCAGAGCUGACCCUGCGGCACCGUGGUCUAGGGCCACAGGUUCAGGGGGCCCAGAUUCUGGCUUCUGUGUUGUCCUCCAGUCCCCACAUCAAGCGGCUGGACCUUCGAGACAAUGGGCUCUGUGCAGCUGGGGCAGAAGCCCUGGUAGGGGCCCUGAGCAAAAGCAGCUGCAUCUGUGAUGUGGACCUAUCGGAGAACCAGCUGGGAGCAGCGGGAGUCCAGGCCCUCUGUGCCGCCCUCAUGGCAAACCCAGCUGUGCGAAAGUUGCAGCUGGCAGGAAAUGACCUGGAGGAGCAGGCGGCCCGGUACCUGGCUGAGCUCUUGCUGGUCCACACGAGCCUGCAGUCCCUGGACCUGAGCUAUAAUGAGCUGAGUGAUGGAGCAGGGGAGACCCUUGGACCAGCCCUGGCAGAAAACUCAGGACUCAUCGAGCUUAACAUGAGCUGGAAUCACCUUCGAGGCCCAGGAGCUGUAGCCUUUGCCAGGGGACUGGAGUCAAACAUCUUCCUGAAAGUCCUGGACAUCUCAUACAAUGGCUUUGGUGACCCUGGGGCCUCCGCCGUGGGUGAGGUCCUCAAGGCCAACAACAUGCUGGAGGAGCUCAACAUGAGCAACAACCGCAUCUCAGCAGUGGGAGCCCUGGGCCUGGGCCUGGGCCUCCGGGUCAACCAGACACUGAGGAUUCUUAUUGUGUCCAGGAAUCCCAUGCGAAGUGAAGGCUGCUUUGGUGUUCUCAAGUCUGUCCAGGAUAACCCAGAAUCUGCCCUAGAACUGCUGGAUUUCUCUGAUAGCCAGGUGAACAGAGAGUUUGAUGACCUUGCUAAAGCAGUGAAGGUAAUUCUUCCAGGGCUGUGCGUAAAAACUGGUGUUCGCAGAGUGGAAUACAAAAAAGAGUUGCUGCCAGUCUUCAGAGCAUCCCUACCAUCAUCUGCUUCUAACUGA